Bufo bufo (common toad) is the source of this 11619-nucleotide messenger RNA. RefSeq lists its product as uncharacterized. The record is from RefSeq and is a predicted model, not a curated record. Gene Ontology annotation, biological process: negative regulation of transcription by RNA polymerase II. Lineage: Eukaryota; Metazoa; Chordata; Amphibia; Anura; Bufonidae. Gene Ontology annotation, molecular function: DNA-binding transcription repressor activity, RNA polymerase II-specific.
UCACAUGGUCAUGACAUCAUCACAGGUCCUGUACCUUCUCCUGCAGCACAGCCUGGAGCCCGACUCCUGCAUGGUGGUAGAAAUUACAGCCCAGGAGGCUCCAUAGUGAAGGGUUGUCAGAGGAGGACACGCCUGCCCCCAGAUGACUGUACCAGGAACUCAGAGAAACAUCUGAUAUCUUUAGAUUUUGAAGUAGAUGAUUGUGAUAUCACACGAGAUACAUUUGAAGAGCAUGCAAAUAUCCAAGAUAUACCUUCAUCCAAUCACAGCAACAAUGCAUCAUUUGAUCCUUUUAAACACGUCCGAUCUUCUGAUUCAUCACGGACUGAAACGCAGAAUAAAAGUCACAGAAAAGGUGUUAAACAUCAAACAGCUCACAUAAGAGAGAAGCCAUUUUCAUGUUCGGAAUGUGGGAAAUGUUUUAACCAAAAUUCAAAUCUUGUUAUACAUCAGAAAAUUCACACAGGAGAAAAGCCAUUUUCAUGUUCAGAAUGUUGGAAAUGUUUUAACCGUAAAUCAGCUCUUGUUAUACAUAAGAGAAUUCACACAGGAGAGAAGCCAUUUUCAUGUUCAGAAUGUGGAAAAUGUUUUCACCAUAAAUCAGCUCUUGUUAUACAUCAGAGAAUUCACACAGGGAAGAAGCCAUUUUCAUGUUCAGAUUGUGGAAAAUGUUGUAUCCAUAAAUCAGAUCUUGUUAUACAUCAGAGAAUUCACACAGGGGAGAAGCCAUUUUCAUGUUCAGAAUGUGGGAAAUGUUUUAACCGUAAAUCAGAUCUUGUUGUACAUCAGAGAAUUCACACAGGGGAAAAGCCAUUUUCAUGUUUAGAAUGUGGGAAAUGUUUUAACCGUAAAUCAAAUCUUGUUAGACAUCAGAGAAUCCACACAGGAGAGAAGCCAUUUUCAUGUUCAGAAUGUGGGAAAUGUUUUAAAAUUAAAUCACAUCUUGUUAUACAUCAGAGAAUUCACACAGGAGAGAAGCCAUUUUCAUGUUCAGACUGUGGGAAAUGUUUUAAGAUUAAAUCAGAUCUUGUUAUACAUCAGAGAAUUCACACAGGGGAGAAGCCAUUUUCAUGUUCAGAAUGUGGUAAAUGCUUUAACCAUAAAUCAAGUCUUGUUAUACAUCAGAGAAUUCACACAGGAGAGAAGCCAUUUUUAUGUUCAGAAUGUGGGAAAUGUUUUAAGAGUAAAUCAGAAUUUGUUGUACAUCAGAGAUGUCACACAGGGGAGAAGCCAUUUUCAUGUUCAGAAUGUGCAAAAUGUUUUAGCCAUAAAUCAGAGCUUGUUGCACAUCAGAAAAUUCACACAGGGGAGAAGCCAUUUUCGUGUUCAGAAUGUGGGAAAUGUUUUAUCCUUAAAUCAGAUCUUGUUGUACAUCAAAGAAUUCACACAGGGGAGAAGCCAUUUUCAUGUUCAGAAUGUGGUAAAUGUUUUAACCAAAAAUCAGCUCUUGUUACACAUCAGAGAAUUCACACAGGAGAGAAGCCAUUUUCGUGUUCAGAAUGUGGGAAAUGUUUUAUCCUUAAAUCAGAUCUUGUUGUACAUCAAAGAAUUCACACAGGGGAGAAGCCAUUUUCAUGUUCAGAAUGUGGUAAAUGUUUUAACCAAAAAUCUGCUCUUGUUACGCAUCAGAGAAUUCACACAGGGGAGAAGCCAUUUUCAUGUUCAGAAUGUGGUAAAUGUUUUAAACAAAAAGCAGCUCUUGUUAACCAUAAUAAAAAACACGUAAAAGAGAAGCCGUUUUCAUGUUCAGAAUGUGGUAAAUGUUUUGAGUAUAAAUCAGCUCUUGUUGUACAUCAGAGAACUCACACAGGAGAGAAGCCAUAUCCAUGUUCAGAAUGUGGGAAAUGUUUUAAGCAGAAAUCAGCUCUUGUUAUACAUCAGAGAACUCACACAGGAGAGAAGCCAUAUCCAUGUUCAGAAUGUGGGAAAUGUUUUAACCAUAAAUCAGAUCUUGUUGUACAUCAGAGAAUUCACAAAGGAGAAAAGCCAUAUCCAUGUUCAGAAUGUGGUAAAUUUUUUAACAGCAAAUCAGAACUUGUUGUACAUCUGAGAAUUCACACCGGGGAGAAGCCAUUUUCAUGUUCAGAAUGUGGGAAAUGUUUUAAGCAUAAAUCAAAUCUUGUUGUACAUCAGAGAAAUCACACAGGGGAGAAUCCAUUUUCGUGUUCAGAAUGUUUGAAAUGUUUUAAGCAUAAAUCGGCACUUGUUGUACAUCAGAGAAUUCACACAGGAGAGAAGCCAUUUUUAUGCUCAGAAUGUGGGAAAUGUUUUAAGCAUAAAUCAAAUCUUGUUGUACAUCAGAGAAUUCACAAAGGAGAAAAGCCGUAUCCAUGUUCAGAAUGUGGUACAUUUUUUAACAGUAAAUCAGAUCUUGUUAUACAUGAGAGAAUUCACACAGGGGAGAAGCCAUUUUCAUGUUCAGAAUGUGGGAAAUGUUUUAAGCAGAAAUCAGAACUUGUUGUACAUCUGAGAAUUCAUACUGGGAAAAAGCCAUUUUCAUGUUCAGAAUAAUGUGGGAAAUGUUUUAACCAUAAAUCACAUCUUGUUAGACAUCAAAUAAUUCACACAGGAGAGAAGCCAUUUUCAUGUUCAGAAUGUGAGAAAUGUUUUAACCGUAAAUCAUACCUUGUUAUACAUCAGAGAAUUCACACAGGAGAGAAGCCAUUUUUAUGUUCAGAAUGUGGGAAAUGUUUUAACCAUAAAUCACAUUUUGUUACACAUCAGAGAAUUCACACAGGAGAGAAGCCAUUUUCAUGUUCAGAAUGUGGGAAAUGUUUUUACAAUAAAUCAUAUCUUGUUAUACAUCAGAGAAUUCACACAGGAGAGAAGCCAUUUUCAUGUUCAGAAUGUGGGAAAUGUUUUAACCAUAAAUCAGAUCUUGUUACACAUCAGAGAAUUCACACAGGAAAGAAGCUAUUUCUAUGUUUAGAAUGUGGGAAAUGUUUUAACCGUAAAUCACAUCUUGUUAUACAUCAGAGAAAUCACACAGGAGAGAAGCCAUUUUCAUGUUCAGAAUGUGGGAAAUGUUUUAACCAUAAAUCAGAUCUUGUUACACAUCAGAGAAUUCACACAGGAGAGAAGCCAUUUUUAUGUUCAGAAUGUGGGAAAUGUUUUAAGAGUAAAUCAUACCUUGUUAUACAUCAGAGAAUUCACACAGGAGAGAAGCCAUUUUCAUGUUCAGAAUGUGAUAUGUGUUUCACCCAUAAAUCAUCUCUUGAGACACAUCAGAGAAUUCACACAGGAGAGAAACCAUUUUCAUGUUCAGAAUGUGAGAAAUGUUUUAACCGUAAAUCAUACCUUGUUAUACAUCAGAGAAUUCACACAGGAGAGAAGCCAUUUUUAUGUUCAGAAUGUGGGAAAUGUUUUUACAAUGAAUCAGAUCUUGUUAUACAUCAGAGAAUUCACACAGGAGAGAAGCCAUUUUCAUGUUCAGAAUGUGGGAAAUGUUUUAACCAUAAAUCAGAUUUUGUUAGACAUCAGAGAAUUCACACAGGAAAGAAGCUAUUUCUAUGUUUAGAAUGUGGGAAAUGUUUUAACCGUAAAUCACAUCUUGUUAUACAUCAGAGAAAUCACACAGGAGAGAAGCCAUUUUCAUGUUCAGAAUGUGGGAAAUGUUUUAACAAUAAAUCAGAUCUUGUUAUACAUCAGAGAAUUCACACAGGAGAGAAGCCAUUUUUAUGUUCAGAAUGUGGGAAAUGUUUUAAGAGUAAAUCAUACCUUGUUAUACAUCAGAGAAAUCACACAGGAGAGAAGCCGUUUUCAUGUUCAGAAUGUGGGAAAUGUUUUAACCGUAAAUCACGUGUUGUUAUACAUCAGAGAAUUCACACAGGAGAGAAGCCGUUUUCAUGUUCAGAAUGUGGGAAAUGUUUUAACCGUAAAUCACAUCUUGUUAUGCAUCAGAGAAUUCACACAGGAGAGAAGCCGUUUUCAUGUUCAGAAUGUGGGAAAUGUUUUAACUAUAAAUCAGAUCUUGUUGUACAUCAGAGAAUUCACACAGGAGAGAAGCCAUUUUCAUGUUCAGAAUGUGAUAUGUGUUUCACCCAUAAAUCAUCUCUUGUUAAUCAUCAAAAAACCCACGUAAGAGGGAAGCCAUUUUCAUGUUCAGAAUGUGGGAAAUGUUUUAACCGUAAAGCACAUCUUGUUAUACAUCAGAGAAUUCACACAGGAGAGAAGCCAUUUUCAUGUUCAGAAUGUGAUAAAUGUUUUAACCGUAAAUCAUACCUUGUUAUACAUCAGAGAAUUCACACAGGAGAGAAGCCAUUUUUAUGUUCAGAAUGUGGUAAAUGUUUUAAGAGUAAAUCAUACCUUGUUAAACAUCAGAGAAUUCACACAGGAGAGAAGCCAUUUUCAUGUUCAGAAUGUGGGAAAUGUUUUUACAAUAAAUCAGAUCUUGUUAUACAUCAGAGAAUUCACACAGGAAAGAAACUAUUUCUAUGUUUAGAAUGUGGGAAAUGUUUUAACCGUAAAUCACAUCUUGUUAUACAUCAGAGAAAUCACACAGGAGAGAAGCCAUUUUCAUGUUCAGAAUGUGGGAGAUGUUUUAACAAUAAAUCAGAUCUUGUUAUACAUCAGAGAAUUCACACAGGAGAGAAGCCAUUUUUAUGUUCAGAAUGUGGGAAAUGUUUUAACCGUAAAUCACGUGUUGUUAUGCAUCAGAGAAUUCACACAGGAGAGAAGCCGUUUUCAUGUAAAGAAUGUGGGAAAUGUUUUAACCGUAAAUCACAUCUUGUUAUGCAUCAGAGAAUUCACACAGGAGAGAAGCCGUUUUCAUGUUCAGAAUGUGGGAAAUGUUUUAACCAUAAAUCAGAUCUUGUUGUACAUCAGAGAAUUCACACGGGGGAGAAGCCGUUUUCAUGUUCAGAAUGUGGAAAAUGUUUUAACCGUAAAUCAGAUCUUGUUGUACAUCAGAGAAUUCACACAGGAGAGAAGCCAUUUUCAUGUUCAGAAUGUGAUAUGUGUUUCACCCAUAAAUCAUCUCUUGUUAAUCAUCAAAAAAAACACACAGGUAGGAAGCCAUUUUCAUGUUCAGAAUGUGGGAAAUGUUUUAACCAUAAAUCACAUCUUGUUAGACAUCAGAGAAUUCACACAGGAGAGAAGCCAUUUUCAUGUUCAGAAUGUGAGAAAUGUUUUAACCGUAAAUCAUACCUUGUUAUACAUCAGAGAAUUCACACAGGAGAGAAGCCAUUUUUAUGUUCAGAAUGUGGGAAAUGUUUUAAGAGUAAAUCACAUCUUGUUACACAUCAGAGAAUUCACACAGGAGAGAAGCCAUUUUCAUGUUCAGAAUGUGGGAAAUGUUUUUACAAUGAAUCAGAUCUUGUUAUACAUCAGAGAAUUCACACAGGAGAGAAGCCAUUUUCAUGUUCAGAAUGUGGGAAAUGUUUUAACCAUAAAUCAGAUUUUGUUAGACAUCAGAGAAUUCACACAGGAAAGAAGCUAUUUCUAUGUUUAGAAUGUGGGAAAUGUUUUAACCGUAAAUCACAUCUUGUUAUACAUCAGAGAAAUCACACAGGAGAGAAGCCAUUUUCAUGUUCAGAAUGUGGGAAAUGUUUUAACAAUAAAUCAGAUCUUGUUAUACAUCAGAGAAUUCACACAGGAGAGAAGCCAUUUUUAUGUUCAGAAUGUGGGAAAUGUUUUAAGAGUAAAUCAUACCUUGUUAUACAUCAGAGAAAUCACACAGGAGAGAAGCCAUUUUCAUGUUCAGAAUGUGGGAAAUGUUUUAACCGUAAAUCACGUGUUGUUAUACAUCAGAGAAUUCACACAGGAGAGAAGCCGUUUUCAUGUUCAGAAUGUGGAAAAUGUUUUAACCGUAAAUCACAUCUUGUUAUGCAUCAGAGAAUUCACACAGGAGAGAAGCCGUUUUCAUGUUCAAAAUGUGGGAAAUGUUUUAACUAUAAAUCAGAUCUUGUUGUACAUCAGAGAAUUCACACAGGGGAGAAGCCGUUUUCAUGUUCAGAAUGUGGAAAAUGUUUUAACCGUAAAUCAGAUCUUGAUGUACAUCAGAGAAUUCACACAGGAGAGAAGCCAUUUUCAUGUUCAGAAUGUGAUAUGUGUUUCACCCAUAAAUCAUCUCUUCGGAUCCAUCGAACAGCUCACGUAAGAGGGAAGCCAUUUUCAUGUUCAGAAUGUGGGAAAUGUUUUAACCGUAAAUCACAUCUUGUUAAACAUCAGAGAAUUCACACAGGAGAGAAGCCAUUUUUAUGUUCAGAAUGUGGGAAAUGUUUUUACAAUAAAUCAGAUCUUUUUAUACAUCAGAGAAUUCACACAGGAGAGAAGCCAUUUUCAUGUUCAGAAUGUGGGAAAUGUUUUAACUAUAAAUCAGAUCUUGUUACACAUCAGAGAAUUCACACAGGAAAUAAGCUAUUUCUAUGUUUAGAAUGUGGGAAAUGUUUUAACCGUAAAUCACAUCUUGUUAUACAUCAGAGAAUUCACACAGGAGAGAAGCCAUUUUCAUGUUCAGAAUGUGAGAAAUGUUUUAACCGUAAAUCAGAUCUUGUUAUACAUCAGAGAAUUCACACAGGAGAGAAGCCAUUUUCAUGUUCAGAAUGUGGGAAAUGUUUUAACAAUAAAUCAUAUCUUGUUAUACAUCAGAAAAUUCACACAGGAGAGAAGCCAUUUUCAUGUUCAGAAUGUGGGAUAUGUUUUAACCGUAAAUCACAUCUUGUUAUACAUCAGAGAAUUCACACAGGAGAGAAGCCGUUCUUAUGUUCAGAAUGUGGGAAAUGUUUUAACCGUAAAUCACAUCUUGUUACGCAUCAGAGAAUUCACACAGGAGAGAGGCCGUUUUCAUGUUCAGAAUGUGGGAAAUGUUUUAACCAUAAAUCAGAUUUUGUUGUACAUCAGAGAAUUCACACAGGGGAGAAGCCGUUUUCAUGUUCAGAAUGUGGAAAAUGUUUUAACCAUAAAUCAGAUCUUGUUGUACAUCAGAGAAUUCACACAGGAGAGAAGCCAUUUUCAUGUUCAGAAUGUGAUAUGUGUUUCACCCAUAAAUCGUCUCUUGUUAAUCAUCAAAAAACCCACACAGGUGAGAAGCCAUUUUCAUGUUCAGAAUGUGGUAAAUGUUUUGAGUAUAAAUCAGCUCUUGUUGUACAUCAGAGAAUUCACACAGGGGAGAAGCCAUUUUCAUGUUCAGAAUGUGGUAAAUGUUUUGAGUAUAAAUCAGCUCUUGUUGUACAUCAGAGAAUUCACACAGGGGAGAAGCCAUUUUCAUGUUCAGAAUGUGGGAAAUGCUUUAACCAGAAAUCAGAUCUUGUUAAACAUCAGAGAAUUCACACAGGAGAGAAGCCAUUUUCAUGUUCAGAAUGUGGUAAAUGUUUUCACCUAAAAUCAAAUCUUGUUACACAUCAGAAAACUCACACAGGGGAGAAGCAAUUUUCAUGUUCACUAUGUGGGAAAUGUUUUAACCAGAAAUCAAAUCUUGUUACACAUCAGAAAACUCACACAGGAGAGAAGCCAUUUUCAUGUUCAGAUUGUGGAAAAUGUUUUAACCAGAAAUCAAAUCUUGUUAUACAUCAGAGAAUUCACACAGGAGAGAAGCCAUUUUCAUGUUCAGAAUGUGGGAAAUGUUUUAAGAGUAAAUCAGAAUUAGUUAUACAUCAGAGAAAUCACACAGGGGAGAAACUACUUUCAUGUUCAGAAUGUGGAAAAUGUUUUAACACUAAAUCACAUCUUGUUAUACAUCAGAGAAUUCACACAGGAGAGAAGCCAUUUUUAUGUUCACAAUGUGGGAAAUGUUAUAACAGUAAAUCACAUCUUGUUAUACAUCAGAGAAUUCACACAAGAGAGAAGCCAUUUUCAUGUUCAGAAUGUCGGAAAUGUUUCAACAGUAAAUCAUAUCUUGUUAUAGAUCAGAGAAUUCACACAGGAGAGAAGCCAUUUUCAUGUUCAGAAUGUGGGAAAUCCUUCAAUAUAAAUGCCUAUCUUGUUAUACAUGAGAGAAAUCACACAGGAGAGAAGCCAUUUUCAUGUUCAGAAUGUGGGAAAUGUUUUAAACGUAAAUCACAUCUUGUUAUACAUCAGAGAAUUCACACAGGAGAGAAGCCAUUUUCAUGUUCAGAAUGUGGGAAAUGUUUUAAGUGUAAAUCAGUUCUUGUUGUACAUCAGAGAAUUCACACAGGAGAGAAGCCAUUUGUAUGUUCAGAAUGUGGGAAAUGUUUUAAGUGUAAAUCAGAUCUUGUUAUACAUCAGAGAAUUCACACAGGAAAAAAGCCAUUUUCAUGUUCAGAAUGUGGGAAAUGUUUUAACCGUAAAUCACAUCUUGUUACACAUCAGAGAAUUCACACAGGGGAGAAGCCAUUUUCAUGUUCAGAAUGUGGGAAAUGUUUUAUCCGUAAAUCAGGUCUUGUUAUACAUCAGAGAAAUCACACAGGGGAGAAGCUAUUUUCAUGUUCAGAAUGUGGAAAAUGUUUUAACCAGAAAUCAGAUCUAGUUACACAUCAGAGAACUCACACAGGGGAGAAGCCAUUUUCAUGUUCAGAAUGUGGGAAAUGUUUUAACUCUAAAUCAUAUCUUGCUAUACAUCAGAGAAUUCACACAGGAGAGAAGCUAUUUUCAUGUUUAGAAUGUGGAAAAUGUUUUAACCAGAAAUCAGAUCUAGUUAUACAUCAGAGAAUUCACACAGGGGAGAAGCCAUUUUCAUGUUCAGAAUGUGAGAAAUGUUUUAACCGUAAAUCAGAUCUUGUUAUACAUCAGAGAAUUCACACAGGGGAGAAGCUAUUUUCAUGUUCAGAAUGUGGGAAAUGUUUUAAGAUUAAAUCAGAAUUUGUUAUACAUCAGAGAAUUCACACAGGGGAGAAGCCAUUUUCAUGUUCAGAAUGUGGGAAAUGUUUUAACCAGAAAUCAGCUCUUGUUGUACAUCAGAGAAUUCACACAGGGGAGAAGCCAUUUUCAUGUUCAGAAUGUGGGAAAUGUUUUAACCAAAAAUCAUAUCUUGCUGUACAUCAGAAAAUUCACACAGGAGAGAAGCUAUUUUCAUGUUCAGAAUGUGGCAAAUGUUUUAAGAGUAAACCAGAAUUAGUUAUACAUCAGAGAAAUCACACAGGGGAGAAGCCAUUUUCAUGUUCAGAAUGUGGGAAAUGUUUAAACCAGAAAUCAGAUUUUGUUAUACAUCAGAGGAUUCACACAGGGGAGAAGCCAUUUUCAUGUUCAGAAUGUGGAAAAUGUUUUUACCGUAAAACAGAUCUUGUUUCACAUCAGAGAAUUCACACAGGGGAGAAGCCAUUUUCAUGUUCAGAAUCUGGUAAAUUAUUAGCCUCCAAACUAAAACUCCACACACAUCAAACAGCUCACUUAAAAGAGAAGCCAUUUUCAUGUUCAGAAUGUGGGAAAUGUUUGAAGAGUAAAUCAGGUCUUGAUAGACAUCAGAGAAUUCACACAGGAGAGAAGCUAUUUUCAUGUUUAGAAUGUGGAAAAUGUUUUAACCAGAAAUCAGAUCUAGUUAUACAUCAUAGAAUUCACACAGGGGAGAAGCCAUUUUCAUGUUCAGAAUGUGGGAAAUGUUUUAACCGUAAAUCAGAUCUUGUUAUACAUCAGAGAAUUCACACAGGGGAGAAGCUAUUUUCAUGUUCAGAAUGUGGGAAAUGUUUUAAGAUUAAAUCAGAAUUUGUUAUACAUCAGAGAAUUCACACAGGGGAGAAGCCAUUUUCAUGUUCAGAAUGUGGGAAAUGUUUUAACCAGAAAUCAGCUCUUGUUGUACAUCAGAGAAUUCACACAGGGGAGAAGCCAUUUUCAUGUUCAGAAUGUGGGAAAUGUUUUAACCAAAAACCAUAUCUUGCUGUACAUCAGAAAAUUCACACAGGAGAGAAGCUAUUUUCAUGUUCAGAAUGUGGCAAAUGUUUUAAGAGUAAACCAGAAUUAGUUAUACAUCAGAGAAUUCACACAGGGGAGAAGCCAUUUUCAUGUUCAGAAUGUGGGAAAUGUUUUAACCAGAAAUCAGAUUUUGUUAUACAUCAUAGGAUUCACACAGGGGAGAAGCCAUUUUCAUGUUCAGAAUGUGGGAAAUGUUUUUACCGUAAAACUGAUCUUGUUUCACAUCAGAGAAUUCACACAGGGGAGAAGCCAUUUUCAUGUUCAGAAUAAUGUGGGAAAUGUUUUAGCCGUAAAUCAGGUCUUGAUAGACAUCAGAGAAUUCACAGAGGGGAGAAGCCAUUUUCAUGUUCAGAAUGUGGGAAAUGUUUUAGCCGUAAAUCAGGUCUUGAUAGACAUCAGAGAAAUCAUACAGGGGAGAAGCCAUUUUCAUGUUCAGAAUGUGGGAAAUGUUUUAACCAGAAAUCAGAUUUUGUUAUACAUCAGAGAAAUCACACAGGGGAGAAGCUAUUUUCAUGUUCAGAAUGUGGAAAAUGUAUGAACCAGAAAUCACAUCUAGUUAUACAUCAGAGAAUUCACACAGGGGAGAAGCCAUUUUCAUGUUCAGAAUGUGGGAAAUGUUUUAACCGUAAAUCAGAUCUUGUUAUGCAUCAGAGAAUUCACACAGGAGAGAAGCUAUUUUCAUGUUCAGAAUGUGGGAAAUAUUUUAGCCGUAAAUCAGGUCUUGAUAGACAUCAGAGAAUUCACAGAGGGGAGAAGCCAUUUUCAUGUUCAGAAUGUGGGAAAUGUUUUAGCCGUAAAUCAGGUCUUGUUAUACAUCAGAGAAAUCAUACAGGGGAGAAGCCAUUUUCAUGUUCAGAAUGUGGGAAAUGUUUUAACCAGAAAUCAGAUUUUGUUAAACAUCAGAGAAAUCACACAGGGGAGAAGCUAUUUUCAUGUUCAGAAUGUGGAAAAUGUAUUAACCAGAAAUCAGAUCUAGUUAUACAUCAGAGAAUUCACACAGGGGAGAAGCCAUUUUCAUGUUUAGAAUGUGGGAAAUGUUUUAACCGUAAAUCAGAUCUUGUUAUACAUCAGAGAAUUCACACAGGAGAGAAGCUAUUUUCAUGUUCAGAAUGUGGGAAAUAUUUUAGACGUAAAUCAGGUCUUGUUAUACAUCAGAGAAUUCACACAGGGGAGAAGCCAUUUUCAUGUUCAGAAUGUGGGAAAUGUUUUAACCAGAAAUCAGCUCUUGUUGCACAUCAGAGAAUUCACACAGGGGAGAAGCCAUUUUCAUGUUCAGAAUGUGGGAAAUGUUUUAACCAAAAAUCAUAUCUUGUUAUACAUCAGAAAAUUCACACAGGAGAGAAGCUAUUUUCAUGUUCAAAAUGUGGCAAAUGUUUUAAGAGUAAAUCAGAAUUAGUUAUACAUCAGAGAAUUCACACAGGGGAGUAGCCAUUUUCAUGUUCAGAAUGUGGGAAAUGUUUUAACCAGAAAUCAGAUUUUGUACAUCAGAGAAUUCACACAGGGGAGAAGCCAUUUUCAUGUUCAGAAUGUGAUAUGUGUUUCAACUAUAAAAUAUCUGUUGUUAAUCAUCAAAAAACCCACAUAUAAGAGAAGCCAUCUUCAUGCUUAGCCCGUUAGUGACCUCCUCCUUUAUAUGGUUUUAUGGUGGUCACUAACUGGCUUUUUUCCUUCAGAUCCUCCUUUUUACAGGGAGAUAAAACAGUGCCUUGCUUUCAGUUACCAGAGGUAGCUGAGGGCUUGGCGCAAUUAUUGGGACCGCUGUGAGACCUCCCCAAACAAACAUAGUCUCCUAUAGUGAAUGAAUAUUGGCAAUCA